GCUGUUCAAGGUCAUUAACUCGGGCCGACUUGACAUCAUUGCGAUGCUUUGACUUCCUUAGACUCUUCCAAAAGUUUGUCAUGUUUAGGUUAUACAUAUUUAUCUUUCUUCCUUCCACUGGUGUCUCUUGAACGUCCUCAAUAACUAGUUUGGAGAAUUAAAGUCUGGGGUAUAGAGUUUUUUUGCCUCUGAUUUACCUUUCUUCGUCCCACUGUAGGCUAGUACUGGUGUCUCUUCAACGUCCUCAAUAACUAGAUUGGAGAAGUAGUCUGGGGUCGGUAGGCUAUAUAGUUUAUUUUCCUUUGAUCUGGACAAAUUGUUGUCUUUCAUCUCUUUAUGACGUCAUGCCGUUCUAUAGUCUGUUUCUGAACUAACGUUUUGCCUUUGAUCUUGACGAAUCACGUGUGACGUCAUUCUAUGCGCCAGCUGUGGCCGUUUGGAGACCGAAUGCGUCACCGCGGCUGCGACGAGGCUGUCCCAUGAAUACAGACAUAUUUAAAUGCUGAAAUAAAUAAAUAUAAUAGUAAAUAAAUGCUGAGAUGAAUAAAUGAAAGUUGAUACUGUAACAGACUGUCUCAUGUUUGUCGUUCUGGUGUUGACGAUGAUAUGUCCCUUGAGGGUUGCCGUAGCGAAGGCGCAACUCCCGCCUCUGGCCAAAGGAGAAAACAAUAAUAAAGAGAGUAGCCGUGGGCUGACACAAGAUAUCUGGUCUCCCGACUCCAGUUAUUACUGUAUGAUAAGUGCCCUUAUACACGAACCCAAGACGCUCGGUUACAAUACCUAAACGGGACGUAAGUAAAUAAAUACAUUUCUGUAUUCCUUCAUUUAUUUAUUUCUGUGUCCGUAUGUUAGUGAUGUAGGCGGUCCGAACCUCAUUCUUAAGCAGGAUUGAUCGAGUAGGGGAGCAAGACAGAAGCAACCGAUUCCUAGCAAAUCAUCCCUGUGGACGACGUCAAAAACUAGCUAGCAGCACUCAAGGCUUCGACCGGGCGGCCGCUGGCAGACCUGCGGGUUGUGGCUGACCAGCUUGAGAACUGUGAGUUUCUUCUGUUUAAACGUAUAAGCAGCAUAACAGCAGUUGUUUAGCUAAAUACUGUUGGUCAAAGUGCCAAUAUACUCUAUUAAACUGAACUAGGCAGCCAUGUGGCGUUCACUGCUUUAUUUUUUUGUGCAGCACCGAGGACCGCAAACGAGCUAAGUUCACCUCCGCGGCCGAAACAUAACGUAACACCCAGGCACCCAGUGGACGGUUGGUUUCUGCGGCCGCAACAUAACGUAACACCCAGUGGACGGUUGGUUUCUGCAGGGAACACUUUUCCAUGCUAAAUCCCUUGUGUAGACUAAAUCACUAUCGCGGUGAUGAGUGAUUCAUUUAUUCAUGCUGUGCGUCAGAUCACAUUCCUGUAAAGUGUGCGAUGAUAUCGUUAGCCAACAUGUUUCGUCUGCAACGUUCUUAUGUUCUUGUACUGAUUAUAGCUUAUCCUCUUCACUUGAUUCUAGCCGAGGUUGCAAGACUGUUUGGUCCAUACUUUGGAGGGAGAAGGACGACAAGGAGGCGAACUGUUGCUGCGCCCGCACAACUUCAUUCGUACACUCACUCUUUCUGUUGUAUUGAGGAUAAAAAUGCGGCCUUAGUCCCCAACCGACACGCCAGAGGUAGACUUGCUGCUGCAGGACUAGGGGAAAACGUCUUACAUUCCAAGGUAGUCAUACAGAUCCAGAUGACUUUAGAGAAUUUAUUUUAGAGGCAUAUCCAAAACUCAGACAAGGGGGAGGAUUUGAGUUGCUCAAAAUCUCUGGAACAACAUGGUCGCCAACUGAUCAUCAUACCAUGUCCCAAUGAGGGUUACCAUGUGAGACAUUUAAAAGAUCCACAAACACAGAUUGGUCAUGCUACAAUUUUCAUCCGACCACUCCAAAGAAAGCUGAAUCUGGAACGCUGCAUGUCAACCAGAAUGCAGUAAUGAGCUAGUUGGACCACCUCAGAAAUGUGACGUGUGGAGAGGAGUUCCCUUUUACAAGAAUCAAGGCUCCCAGUGAUGAAUGCGUGAGGUAUUGCUCUACAGAACUAAAACAUCACAUUUGUCAAGCACUCAAGUAGUCGUACAUCAGACAUUAAGCAUUAGGCUCUGGAGUCUGCCAAAAGAUAUAAAGCAUUUUGAAUGUGGAUGAUCCUGAAUAUAGGUCUUGAGGGAAAGUUUAAUUUGAAUGGAUUUAUUCUAUUCUAUUUAUAUGACCAUUCUUUUCUAGUUGGUGUUUUUGUGAAUGUAAUGUACUAUAAAAUAUACUGGCCCCAAUAACAAAACGUGCUUCUCUUUACCCAAGACCAUCACAGAACAGUGGUGAGGUAGAAACUGUGGUGACAACAGACAAGUGCCUCCCGAAGUGAAGGUAGAUUUGUGAGCAUGUUGACAAGGCUACAAGUGAGACAACAAGGGCCAGCAACACAAACUACUGCGUGCCACCUCUCAGGGACAUGUGGCUGCUCCUGAGAUAGUUGACCUAGAUCCCACUGAGGAGAGAGGCUUCCCAGAUUGGAAAAUUCUUUCAAAUCCCAGUGAGGCAGCAAAGAGAUUCAAAGAAGACAUUUUAAGCCGGCAUGCAACUGGAAAAUCAUUCUAUCUUACCAUGGAUCUUGGAGACAGUGCAGAGGACAGUCCUUUCUUUUUAUAAGAGGGCUAAUGUUGAGUAGGCUUGCCCCUUGACAUGCACACUCGAGGGAGAUCCAGCAAUUGGUGAUGGCGUGACUCGCUGUUUCUUUGCAAGCAUCAUGUCCAAACUUCAGUAUGGUUUCGAGAUGAAUUUUGUACCAGGAGGAAAUCUACUUUUUGAGGGGGAACAAGAUCAUCUGAUUCCCUCCACUUGGCAUUACCUUUUGGAGAGUGACUUCUUUGUUGUUGCUGGCCGAAUGAUUGGUCAUUCAUUCCUCCAUAGUGGGCCAUGCCUUGGAGGACUCGGCCCAGCUAUCCUGCAUGUGCUCUUUGUUGGAUCCCCAGAAGAAGCCAUAAUAGAUAUUAAGGACUGUGCUGACCUUGACAUCCCUGGAGGGUACAGCAGAUUUGUCAUCUGAAGAAAAUAACCUAAUUAAUGAGUUGGCACUGUUCUGGGAUUUGCCUGCAGUCACAUCUGACAACAGAAGAUGGCUGCUGGACAAACUGCUCCUCCAUGCUGUCCUUGGAAGAACCUCAAGACGAGUGAAACAGUUACGAAGGGGGUUAAAAGAGACACCGAUCUGGCCUUUGCUAACUGAGAGUAAAGACACAAUUCCCCUCCUCUUUACAAGAGCAUCUGAUGUACAGUGCACACCACAGUGUCUCCCAGGGACUCUCAGCCUGCUUUCCCUCUGCUGCCUCCUUUUGUGCGGACCAUCUUUUGCACUCUCAACAACCAAGAACCAUGGCCCAGCAACAGCAGAUUAGCCUCCCAGCUAAACUGAUAAAUGGAGGGAUUGCAGGCAUGGUAGGAGUCACCUGUGUGUUCCCAAUCGACCUGGCCAAGACCCGCCUACAGAACCAGCGCAGCGGGCAUCAACUCUACAAGAACAUGAUGGAUUGCCUAAUAAAGACAGUUAAAUCGGAGGGCUACUUUGGCAUGUACAGAGGCGCAGCAGUAAAUCUCACCCUGGUAACCCCCGAGAAGGCCAUCAAACUGGCUGCUAAUGACUUCUUCCGCCACCAGUUGAGCAAAGAUGGUGGCAGGUUGACGGUGUUUAAGGAGAUGCUGGCAGGAUGCUGUGCAGGAAUGUGCCAGGUCAUAAUCACCACACCCAUGGAGAUGCUCAAGAUCCAGUUGCAGGAUGCUGGCAGGCUAGCGGCCCAGCAGAGGGUGGUGCCUAGUGUAGUGACCACUCUAAAGAUGGGGGGGACCAGGGCUGUUCUUAGCCGUUCCUACAACACCAGCCCUGCGCCUCAAGUCACGCGAGUGUCCGCCACACAGAUCACCAGAGAGCUGCUGAGGACCAAAGGAGUGUCAGGACUGUACAGGGGACUCGGAGCCACGUUGAUGAGGGACAUCCCGUUCUCCGUUGUGUAUUUCCCUCUUUUCGCACAUCUGCACCAGCUCGGCCAGCGCUCAUCUGAAGACCCAUCCGUGCCCUUUUAUUGGUCCUUCAUGUCUGGCUGCCUGGCUGGAUCCAUCGCUGCUGUGACUGUCAGCCCUUGUGACGUGGUCAAGACAAGGCUACAAUCACUCAAAAAAGGAGCUAACGAGGAAACCUACAAUGGAGUGGUGGACUGCAUCAGAAAGAUCCUGAGAAAGGAGGGUCCUGGAGCGUUCCUCAAGGGGGCCAGUUGCCGGGCCCUAGUUAUUGCCCCACUCUUUGGCAUUGUACAGGUUGUGUACUUUGUAGGAGUUGGAGAGUUCCUGCUUGGGUACACGCCCUCCAACAUCUACUCUACAUAAACAAGCUGUUUCCUAGUCUGUCUAUUCAAGAGAUUGAAAGUUGUAUUUCUAUCUGGGCCUCAGUGGAGCAUAUUGUGAGAGCAGAAUUGCUUUCCUCACUAAGGGACUAGAUAGACUUACAUUGAUCACCACUGCACUCAUAUCAGACUCAAGACCUGUCACACCAAACCCUUCCCAUGUUUUCCUAGAUUCAGCCCCUAUCCCUCAUUAUGCCCAAUAUCAAUUGCCCUUCACUGUAACCCUAACCUGUACAUCCCUCCAACUGCCCCAUGUAGGUCUAACGACGGUUACAUGAUGUUGCAAAAGAGACCUUACAGUGCAAGGGAGCGUCUACUGUGUAAUAACAAAGGCCGAAUGUUUAAACAUUACUUGAAUAGCUUCAAUCCUGUUUUAAAGGGUUACAUGUGAAACAACAUGGAUGUUGACCCCUGUCUAUGUAUGUAGUGUAAAGCAGAUAUCAUUUGAUAAAUAACUUUUCUGACAAAAUAAUUUUCAGGUGUUUUCCUCCGAACAACCUGGUCUGGAAAACUGAUUAUUUAAAAGGUCAUAGCUUUAGACUGAAUGAACAUUUGGACUUCCUGUUCACCUGUAUGAUACAGGAAUCCUGUGUUGAAUUACUUUCUGUUGCAAGGAGUAAAUUCCCUGUGUUAUGCUUUACAGUUGGUCACUAAACUGAAACUGUUCGUAGGUGCUUUCUGGUGUUUAUUUCUCAGGACAAUGUUGUGGAGGUGUUUGGGUUUUUGAAUGGACACUGUGGGCAAUCUCUCUGUGGGUCCAUCAAACUCUUUUUUUAAACUUUGGAGACCUGCUUUUUGCAGAGAAAGAAAUGGCGUUUGAUGGUUAGUCUCGCCGGACCUUUCGCUGUGGUCUGGCUCCACACAUUAACAUUCUGCUAUAGGGGAAAAUGCCCUGUCUUGUAUUUCUUUAAACACCUCACAAUUGUCUUGGGCAGCACUUAGCACAGGAUGCAGCGAUGGAUAGAUAGUAGAUGGAGAAGAGAAUGCUGGCUGAAAUAGGCGGCCAAUGGGUGGCUUAUACCCACAAUCUACAUCUGAGGCAGACUAGAUGGUGGUAAAGUGGUCUAAUGAUGGACAAGUCUUUAUUUAUGUGACUUGAUAUGCUUUUGGGACCAAAUCUUCUGGAAAAGGUGUAUGGUGACCUAUAAACAGCCACUUUCUCUUAGUUGACGGUGGUUGUUCGUGACUGGUCAGGUGUUCUUGUCUGUUAGAGAUACAGGAGCCCACACAAGUGUAUCGUGUAUUAAGAAGCAGAACGGAGUGCAAUUUUGGGCUGUACUCGCCCCCUUAUGGAGAAUUUCAUUGGUCAAACCGUUUUAUGUAAAUAUGUAUCUUGUAUUUUUUGUUUGUCUCAAACGUUGCCAAGUUAAACUCAAACUGAGAGCAGUUUUUAACAUUUCAAUAUGUUCAAAAGUGUUUUAACCAGUUUAGAGGACAAUUCAUUAUUUUUAACUUCAUUGUAAUGAACUUAAUUGAAUUACAUGUGUAAAUAGAUUUCUAAAUGCUGAAUAAAUACUUAUGAAUCCAG
Molecule: messenger RNA, 5946 nt
Organism: Anarrhichthys ocellatus (wolf-eel)
Lineage: Eukaryota; Metazoa; Chordata; Actinopteri; Perciformes; Anarhichadidae
Product: mitochondrial glutamate carrier 1-like
Exons: 17
Coding region: 3292-4401 (369 amino acids)
Biological process (GO): malate-aspartate shuttle; L-glutamate transmembrane transport; aspartate transmembrane transport
Molecular function (GO): L-glutamate transmembrane transporter activity; L-aspartate transmembrane transporter activity
Source: RefSeq, a predicted model, not a curated record